CAAGGAUGUAGAGGAGCAAAGGGGGAGAAGAGGCCGCGCGAAGAGAGGUGGUGUGAGACCCGCGGCGGCGCGGGCCAAGGAAGGGCGCAUGGAGAGGCCGGCGGCGCGACCGGCAGGGUGCUGGCCAUUCAGGCCCGAAAGCGGAGGCCGAAAAGAGAGAAACAUCCGAAAAAAAAUCAAGUGGAAGAUUGAGCUGCUGAUGUCAGUUAACUCUGAGAAGUCGUCCUCUUCAGAAAGGCCGGAGCCUCAGCAGAAAGCUCCCUUAGUCCCCCCCCCACCGCCACCGCCGCCACCGCCAGACCCCACGCCCCCCGAGCCAGAGGAGGAGAUCCUGGGAUCGGACGAUGAGGAGCAGGAGGACCCCGCAGACUACUGCAAAGGUGGCUAUCAUCCAGUGAAAAUUGGAGACCUCUUCAAUGGCCGCUAUCAUGUUAUUAGGAAGCUAGGAUGGGGACACUUCUCAACUGUCUGGCUGUGCUGGGAUAUGCAGGGGAAAAGAUUUGUUGCAAUGAAAGUUGUCAAAAGUGCCCAGCAUUAUACAGAGACAGCCUUGGAUGAAAUAAAAUUGCUUAAAUGUGUUCGAGAAAGUGAUCCCAGUGACCCAAAUAAAGACAUGGUAGUGCAGCUAAUCGAUGACUUCAAGAUUUCAGGCAUGAAUGGAAUACAUGUCUGCAUGGUCUUUGAAGUGCUUGGUCACCAUCUCCUCAAAUGGAUCAUCAAGUCCAACUACCAAGGCCUCCCGGUACGCUGCGUGAAGAGUAUCAUUCGACAGGUGUUCUGCCAUCUGGUGUCAGCCCAUAUUUCCCUGCAGGUCCUUCAGGGGUUAGAUUAUCUACACAGUAAGUGCAAGAUCAUUCAUACUGACAUAAAGCCAGAAAACAUCUUGAUGUGUGUGGAUGAUGCAUAUGUGAGAAGAAUGGCAGCCGAGGCCACUGAGUGGCAGAAAGCAGGUGCUCCUCCUCCUUCGGGGUCUGCAGUGAGUACCGCUCCACAGCAAAAACCUAUAGGAAAAAUAUCUAAAAACAAAAAGAAGAAACUGAAAAAGAAGCAGAAAAGGCAGGCUGAGUUACUGGAAAAGCGCCUGCAGGAAAUAGAAGAAUUGGAGCGAGAAGCUGAAAGGAAAAUAAUAGAAGAAAAUGUCCCAUCAGCUGUACCAUCCAGUGAGCAAGAUGAUGAGUCCUGCCCAGAGGUGGAGCUGCAAACAGCAGGCUUGGAGGAUGCAGCUGGUGGGGAGCCUGCAAGUGGUGAUGGUGAAGCUGAGGACCAAGAAGAGAAAGAAGAUGCCGAGAAGGAAAGCAUUGAGAAAGAUGAAGACGAUGUUGAACAGGAGCUGGCAAACAUAGACCCUACGUGGGUAGAAUCACCCAGAACCAACGGCCACAUUGAGAAUGGCCCGUUCCUGCUGGAACCGCAGUUGGAUGACGAAGACGAUGAGGAGGAAGAUUGCCUGAAUCCUGAGGAUUAUAACCCUGAGGAGCCAAAUGCAGAAAGUGAUUACACAUACAGCAGCUCCUAUGAACAAUUCAAUGGUGAAUUGCCAAACGGACGACAUAAAAUUCCUGAGUCACAGUUUCCAGAAUUUUCCACAUCGUUGUUCUCUGGGCCCUUAGAACCUGUGGCUUGUGGCUCUGCACUUUCCGAAGGAUCCCCACUUACCGAGCAUGAGGAAAGCAGUCCAUCCCACGACAGAAGCAGGACAGUUUCAGCCUCCAGCACUGGGGAUUUGCCAAAAACAAAAACCCGGGCGGCCGACUUGCUGGUGAAUCCCCUGGAUCCACGGAAUGCAGAUAAAAUUAGAGUUAAAAUUGCUGACCUGGGAAAUGCCUGUUGGGUGCAUAAACACUUCACAGAAGAUAUCCAGACGCGUCAGUACAGAUCCAUAGAGGUUCUAAUAGGAGCAGGUUACAGUACACCCGCGGACAUCUGGAGCACAGCAUGUAUGGCAUUUGAGCUGGCAACAGGAGAUUAUUUGUUUGAACCGCAUUCUGGGGAAGACUAUUCCAGAGACGAAGACCACAUAGCCCACAUCAUAGAGCUGCUAGGCAGUAUCCCAAGGCACUUUGCUCUGUCUGGAAAAUAUUCUCGGGAAUUCUUCAAUCGCAGAGAUCACAUAGCAUUGAUCAUUGAACUGCUGGGGAAAGUCCCUCGAAAAUACGCUAUGUUGGGAAAAUAUUCCAAGGAGUUUUUCACCAGAAAAGGAGAACUGCGGCACAUCACCAAGCUGAAGCCCUGGAGCCUCUUUGAUGUCCUUGUGGAAAAGUACGGUUGGCCCCAUGAAGAUGCUGCACAGUUUACAGAUUUCCUGAUCCCGAUGUUAGAAAUGGUUCCAGAAAAACGAGCCUCAGCUGGCGAAUGCCUUCGGCAUCCUUGGUUGAAUUCUUAGCAGAUUCUCCAAGUAGUGCAUUCUGAGCUAGCCAAUGUUUUCCAGUACAUUGGACCUAAACGGUGACUCUCAUUCUUUAACAGGAUUACAAGUGAGCUGGCUUCAUCCUCAGACCUUUAUUUUGCUUUGAGGUACUGUUGUUUGACAUGUUGCUUUUUGUGCACUGUGGUCCUGGGGCAGGGUAGUCUUUUGUCUUCAGCUUAGUAGUUUACUGACCCACUUCUGGAAACAAUAACAUGUCUCUAAAGCAUCAUUUCUUGUGUUGUGUGACAUUCAAAUGUCAAUUUUUUUGAAUGAAAAAUACUUUCCCCCUUGUGUUUUGGCAGGUUUUGUAAUUAUUUAUGAAGAUAUAUUUUAGCUGAGUACUAUAUAAUUUACAGUUCUAAGAAAUUAUCGAGUUGGAACCAAGAAAUAUCAAGGAAAUGUACCAUUUUAUCUUUUGGCAAAGGGGCCUCACUCCUGUAUUAUAGUGUAUGUAAAUGCACCCCAAAAUGUUAAUUCCCAUGAAAUGUGGGAUGGGGACUCAAACUUAAAAAACGCUACCAAGUCUUGAGUGCUUUGUAGCAUAUGUUGCAUGUAGCGGACUGUGACCGCUCCCAGGAGCUGUGCAGACUUUUCAUUCCAUUAACAGUCCUUACACAUUGGAUUUUAAACAAAGUGGCUCUGGGUUUGUCAUUCCCUAUCAGGCACUUUAAAGAAAGACAUGCUUCUCAUUCUAAAAUUCAUAUUAUAGUUUAGCACUCGCAUUCAUAUUUUUGCAUAUUUUUAAAAGUACCUUUAAGGAAAAAGAGCAAUUUCUCUUUCAAAAUGUGAUGGCCUGUACCAUGUGGUGGUGCCUCCUCCAAGCACUGUAAGUUAAACUCUGCAUCAAUUAAAUCAGACAAGAAAAACAUGUUCAGUGUGUGGAAUGAAAAUAUAUAUAUAUUUUCUUGGAAAAGCUGCUUGUGUUUGUCUAAAACCAAGGUAUGGCAUAUGCAGUGUGCAGUGCAGUGGACGGUAUACUCACUUCUCAGAGGUGCCAGCAACUGUGUCCAUUCCAGAGGCAGUUCUGUGUGUGGCUAUGACAGAUACAGAUCUGACUAGGUUUUCCCAGUGUCUUCCCAUGCAUUGAAGUUGAGAAAAUGAUUUUCCCUUUGCAGGUUGCACAUGAUUUUUUGUUUAUGCAUUUCCUUAAAAUUAUAGAAUCCAGGACACAGACCAUAGUAGGCAGUACAAUUUUAGAAUGUAACAUAUAGAGGUAUAUUUAACCUCUUUUAGAAGUCGAUGGAUUGAAUGUCAGUUUUCUAAAAAAUUUUACAUUCAUUAAGGUGCCUCGUUUCUCUUGACUUUGUCCAUUAACAUUUACCCAUAUGCCUUUGCAAUAACUAGAUUGUGAAAAGAACGUGUUGUAACAAUAAUCCAUUGUUUGAGGUGCUUGCAGUUGUCUUAAAAAUUAAAAUGUUUUGUUUUCUUUCCCCA
Manis javanica (Malayan pangolin) is the source of this 3841-nucleotide messenger RNA. Lineage: Eukaryota; Metazoa; Chordata; Mammalia; Pholidota; Manidae. The record is from RefSeq and is a predicted model, not a curated record.